Molecule: messenger RNA, 2304 nt
Organism: Rosa rugosa (rugosa rose)
Lineage: Eukaryota; Viridiplantae; Streptophyta; Magnoliopsida; Rosales; Rosaceae
Product: probable disease resistance protein RPP1
Exons: 2
Coding region: 675-1865 (396 amino acids)
Biological process (GO): signal transduction
Molecular function (GO): nucleic acid binding; RNA-DNA hybrid ribonuclease activity
Source: RefSeq, a predicted model, not a curated record
CUCUAAGCAAACAUUCAGUGAUUUGCUAGCAGAUUUUCCACUGGAUUACUCUCACAUAAUGUAUAUAGGCUCUAAAAUACAUUUGAGAUAUACGAUGUAAGCAAUUAUUCCAUACAAUCUUCACCUGCCAAGCCACUAGAGUUGGAGAGGAAAGAUAAUUGAGAACCAACUUGCAAUCCACCUCCAAAUAUUCUUCCAGUCUCAAACACAAGUAAGUUCAAUUCAAUUGCUUUCCUAACAAUCAUAACAUCAUCAGACGCAAAGGAACUUGGAAGGUGAAGAUUGGAAAUAAAAGCUCCUAAAAAUUUUACCUUCCUAGGCAGGGAAGUUUUUCUUUUUGAUCUUUCUCUUCUGUGUUCCAAAUGGCCAGGAAAAUCGAGAUAUUAUCACAAUUUCAUUUUACUGCUGAAGCCAUACAUAUGGGUAGUGCCAUAGUGGCCUAGAGUCCCUAGCCUGAUCAUAUUGGAGGUGGUGGAGAAUCCAAUAAUGCAUAUAUCAAAGGAAAUUUCUUGGAAGAGAUAUACAUUAAUAUCAAUUCUAAUACGAACUUCCCAACGCUUUCCGAUCAUGUUUCUUACAUAUAUAUUAUUAUUUUUUGGCCGGCAAUAAGAAGCAGAAACUGACAAAUAUUUAUGUACACACACGCAUAUAUAUAAUAUGUAACAGCUAUAGAGAUGAAAAGCACUUGGCUGAGGGCUGUUUCGAUCUGUUUAGUUAGCUCUUGCAUCCAAGAAGUUUGCAAUAUGGCUGGUAGAACUGAUCAAGUACCCUCUUCUUCUGGUGCUGGUUGUUCUCCUCCUUCUUCAGUCCCCAUUUCAUACAAACACGAUGUGUUUCUGAGUUUUAGAGGUGACGAUACACGCUCGAAUUUUACAGGGCAUUUACACACAGCUUUGCGCAACAAAGGAAUCAAGACCUUCAUAGACGAUGGGCUCAAAAGAGGAGAAGACAUAUCUCGAGCACUUUUCCGAGCAAUCAAUGACUCAAGGAUGUCUGUCAUCGUGUUCUCUGAAAACUAUGCAGAAUCACCAUGGUGUUUGGACGAGCUUGUUGAGAUCCUUGGAUGUAGAGAAUCAAAAGGACAGAUGGUUAGGCCAAUUUUUUACAAAGUGAAACCCUCUGAUGUACGACACCUGAGAGGUACUUUUGGUAAGGCACUUGCCCAACAUGAACUCAAUUUUGAGCAUGAUAUUAUGAUUGUGCGUAGAUGGGGUGCAGCUCUUUCUGAAGCGGCGAAUUUAUCCGGCUGGCCCGUGAAGGAUCAGGAUCCACUUGUGGUAACAGCUAUAGAUAUUAUUCCAAGACCACCACCACCUAGUGUGCUGCAAGUCAAUUGGUCCCGUCCAGCUGAGGGUUAUCUUAAGAUAAAUUAUGAUGGUGCCUAUACUGUGAGGAAGGGAGGAUUAGGUGUGGUUGCUCGGGAUGCGAAGGGACGUUUUGUGGCAGCAAAGUGCAGGUUGGUUAAUGUUGAAUCAGAGGGCGAUGUGGUGGCUAUGGCAGCACUUGAGGCUCUGUGUCUAGCUAAGGAACUGGGUUGGCCACGUGUUUGUUUUGAGGGUGACUCCGUACGUGUUGUGAAUGCUCUGCAAACUUCUACUGCUUCUGAUGAGUCCGACACUUCCUCCUUCUCCUCUUUCUCCUCCUCUUCCUCCUCCUCCUCAUUUGGUCAGAUCAUUAGUGAGAUUCUAUAUAUGUCACGCAGCUUUCAGCAGUCUCUAUUUUCUCUUGUUCACCAGAAGGCUAAUGUUAUUGCUGAGAAACUUGCCACACAUGCUUUAUCAAACCCCGAAGAAAAACAUUGGCUUGUUAAGCCCCCUACUCUUCUCAACUACUAUUUGGGUCAGGAAUACCAAUCUUCUGGAUAGGCAAAUAGCCAUCAACAAAAUUGUUUCCUUUAUAACGAAAUAUAAAAAAUGAAAAUGAAUAGCAUUCUCUUCCUUUAUGUACUGGCAAUUAUCCCCAUCGGUUAACCAAUUAGUAUUAUCUUGUGGAUUAAAAGGUGAUUUCUUUAGUUAUUUAAAAAUUCCUUCUCUUCUUGUGCUUAUAAAUUCUAUUGUCCUCGAGUCGUCGUAUAGCGAGAAGGACAAUGCGAAAUCGGACAAGAGUGUUCUUGAACUAACCGGUUUCGUAAUGCGAGAUUGAAUGCUCUUUGAAAGUACCUUCCCAGAGGAGUCUUGAUGGAAGGAAGUACCUGACGACAGUUCAAGGACUGAAGAGAGACUUCAGUUUGAGAAUUAAGAGUUCUGCUGCAAUAGCAAAAAGGGUUCAGGACAAAGAGCUUGGCAAAAUAAUUGAGCUCCAAGG